UUCCACCCCCAGUACAGCCGGUGUAUUUGGAUACAAAGUCAGCCGAGAGACUGACAGCUCCGUCUAGAAAUUGCACGUCUUUUGGAGAAAAAAGCGAUUUGAUUGUGAAGGACAAGUGGCCAACCGACUGACCCAGAUGAGCAAGGACUCCAAUACUAUUCAUUUUGUGGAAUUGGAUUAUGGAAUCUGAUGGUGGAUAUUUGGAUGCGAUCACACGCCCAUGCGACAAUGUCAAUGGAUGUUGUGAUGAACAGUGGUCAGGCUUUUUUUCCGUAAAUAUUUGAACAUUUCAUAUUUGGUUUAUUUGAACCAGAAGACAAGACGCUAUAUACGCAUAAAGACAUGAUUAUAAUUCAAUGUUGCACCAAAAGGAAGAAUUAGGCUUUUAUUAGACCUGUUACGUUAUUAUUAUUAUUAUUGUUGUUAUUAUUAUUGCCUCGAGGAUGGUGCAUCUGUCUAUCAAAGCCAAAGAAAACACGUUACCGUAGACGAUUAAUCGCCUUAUUCUUUAUCACGUCAACUCGAAUCAGAGAUACACAAAUAUUUGCAAUUGGAAUUACAGUCAAAUGAUUUCACAAAACACAUAAUGUAUUAUUACUGUAGGCUAUUUCGGUCUCUAACAUAGCGUGUGAAGGUGUCGAAAAGCACUGAAAUAUAUUCGUUAAGAGCCAGCAGGUGCUGAUUUUGUUAUUUGAUCACAAAUAACUGAAAUGUGCAACAUUGUGUCCAUAUAACUAGACAAGGCUAUUGCUUAUGAUUAUAAAUGUAUCAGAUGUUAUGAAUGAGCAUCGUCUUAUAGCCUACAAAAUCGACGCGAAGAUAAUUAUGGCUACAACAAACUGUUCUGUACACGUUGUAUGUAUACGUUUCUGUCGCGAUAACUCGCGCAUUCGUGAACGCUCACUGUAUGGUGUUUAUUGAAACGUUACAGAGCGCAGAAUUUAGGCCGGUGACUUAUGUAUGUUCGCUGACUACUAAGGUGCAAAAUGUACAGUCACUCAAUGAUGUUUGCCUGAACACUGUCCGCCGUAAUUCCCCAUCUAAAAAUGGAGUAGUAGGCUUUUUAAGAACAUUCAACGGGCGUAUAGUUGAUCGAUGUAGGCGUGCAGGACUUAAGACGAGGCAGCAGCAAAGUAGGGAAAUAUUUCAAUCGACAUUUCAACGCAAUACUACGUCAAGACAAGGGUCUUUCAUCGCUGUCAAAAAGCCAAUGACCCUGUAAUAACGAGAUGUCAGACAAGCGCUAUUUUGCUACGCUGCGCUUGAUUGGAAAUAACAACGAUCCUUGCUCAGAGGAUGUUAAACUACACAGGUGAAACUAUUUAGAAUACAAAUGUUUUGUUACACGUGGUGCAAUUGAUUUAUAAAUAGCCGAUUUAGAUGUGGGAUCUCCUUUAACUGUCGCGUGGCUUCCUCGCUGUCUUUGGCCUCUCAUAAUCUCCAGGGAGAGGAGUGAGUUUGCCUCUUUAAAUCUCUGUGUCAGGAUCUGUUCUCAGGGAGGCGAAAUGAAGUGCAGCGUUGGCCGUGAAUUAUUCAUCAGGGCAAAAAAUUCAAAGGAAAUAAAAAUAGUAAGAAACCAGAAUAAACUUUUGUGGUCAACUGAGACCAUCCAGCUCUUGCUGAGUCUUGAGAGGGAACAGUAAAUCAAAAUUGUAGUCUAAUAUGAAAUAGCAAUAGAUGCUUUGAGGAUCAUAAACCCCCUCCCACAGCCCCCCUACAGUAGUCGUAAAAGCAGUGUGGGAUGUUACAGAGACCCAUGUUCAGAUCCUGAGCAUGCUCUCCUGAGCAGCGCAAAGCUAUCCCAUCCACCAGAACCUCAUCUCAUAGUACUGAAGAGGGAACACAUGGUCUACUUUGGGAUUUUUCCCAGGCCAGCCUUGACUCUCUGGUAGCUUUCUAGAACAUACAUGGGAUAAUAAUCAGUAGCCUCUCUCAGGGAUAGCCAAGGAUCACCCCAAAGUGAACUCGUAGGUAUACAUGUUAAAUACACACUGCAUUAUACAUGGUAAUACAGACUGCUACACACACAUGAUUGGUGACAGGAACUGGAACUACCCCAGUAAACGGGGCCAGUGAUGGGACAGUGGAGCUUUGGCCUGCCUGUCCACUGAUCUGUCACUCCUCUGGUUAAGGAGGCCUGGAUUCAGCUGAUGGGCCCUGCAUGGAUUUUGUGUGUGAGUUGACAGAGGGCAGGCCCACACCGCUGACCAGCAGCCGGGCAGCCAUGGACCCGUAUGCCAGAGUGAGCAGCACAGCAGCCCCCCUGCCCUGCACCAGCUGUGGGGGCUGCUGCGACCCUCCUCCCCCUGGCCUCGUGCUCGCUGGUCCCCUUGGUCCCCCUUAUGGCCCCCCUCUCUCCUCCAUGCCCCCGCACAUGACCCCCGUUCCCCCGGUGUGUGCUGCUACAGCUGUCCAGGCUGAGAAUGGCAGCAGCUGGAACUCCUCCUCUGGUUCUUCAGACUCCCACCCUGGCCACCAGGGCGGCUCUACCACCUCCAACCCCUACUGGACGGCCGUGUUUGACUACGAGGCCACGGCAGACGAGGAGCUGACCCUGCGGCGCGGGGACCUCCUGGAGGUCCUCUCCAAGGACUCCAAAGUGUCCGGGGACGAGGGCUGGUGGACGGGCAAGAUCCAAGACAAGGUGGGCAUCUUCCCAUGCAACUACGUUACUCGGAGGGACGCCGGCAGCUACCCGCAGCUAACCGCAGGAGGGCUGGUGGCGGGUGGGGUGCCUGAGGGGUGCCCCUUGGAGAUCGACUUCACGGAGCUGGUGCUGGAGGAGGUGAUUGGGGCGGGGGGGUUUGGGAAGGUGUAUAGAGGGAUUUGGAAAGGGGAGGAGGUGGCAGUUAAAGCUGCCAGGCAGGACCCGGACGAGGACAUCAGCGCCACAGCUGAAAGCGUACGACAAGAGGCCAGGCUUUUCUGGAUGCUCAGACACCCCAACAUCAUCAACCUGAUAGGGGUGUGCCUGCGAGAGCCCAACCUCUGCCUGGUGAUGGAGUACGCCCGCGGGGGGGCCCUGAACAGAGCCCUAGCUGGGAAGAAGGUACCCCCCAGGGUGCUGGUGAACUGGGCCGUGCAGAUCGCCACAGGGAUGGACUACCUGCACAAUCAGACCUUUGUACCGGUUAUACACAGAGACCUCAAGUCGAGCAACAUCUUGAUCCUGGAGCCCAUUGAGAGGGAGGAUCUGGGUGGCAGGACCCUGAAGAUCACAGAUUUUGGCCUGGCACGGGAGUGGCACCAGACCACCAAGAUGAGCGCGGCGGGCACCUACGCCUGGAUGGCCCCCGAGGUCAUCAAACUCUCCCUGUUCUCCAAGAGCAGCGACGUCUGGAGUUUCGGGGUGCUGCUAUGGGAGCUGCUAACAGGAGAGGUUCCGUACCGUGAGAUAGAUGCGCUGGCCGUGGCGUACGGAGUGGCCAUGAACAAACUGACCCUGCCCGUCCCCUCCACCUGCCCCGAGCCCUUCGCACUCCUGCUGGCUGAGUGCUGGAGCCCUAACCCCCACAGUCGCCCGUCCUUCACUAGUAUCCUCAUGCGGCUGCUGGCCAUCGAACAGUCGGCCAUGUUUCAGAUGCCCCUGGAGUCCUUCCACUCUCUGCAGGAGGACUGGAGGCUGGAGAUCCAGCAGAUGUUUGACGAGCUCAGGGCCAAGGAGAAGGAGUUGCGUUCCUGGGAGGAGGCGUUGGCUCGUGCGGCCGAGGAGCAGAGGGAGCAGGAGGAGCAGCUGAGGAGGAGAGAGCAGGAGCUGGCUGAGAGAGAGAUCGAUAUCGUGGAGCGUGAACUCAACAUCAUCAUCCACCAGAUGUACCAGGAGAAGCCCAGGGUCAAGAAGCGCAAGGGCCACUUCAAGAAGAGCAGACUGCUCAAGCUGGGCAGAGAUAGCAACAGCAUCAGUCUGCCCUCUGGUUUUGAGCAUAAGAUCACAGUGCAGGCGUCUCCGAGCGUGGAUAAGAGGAAGCCCCAGGGCAAUGAGAGCACCACACCUCCAGCCAGCCCAGGGGUCAUACCCCGCCUCAGGGCCAUACGACUGACGCCCAGCGAUGGCAGUAAAACGUGGGGCCGCAGUGCCGUGUGUAAGAAGGAGGACCUGGCAGCUAGCAAAAAGAAGGGACGCACCUGGGGCCCCAGCUCCACCCUCCAGAGAGAGAGACUGGGCGGAGAGGACAGGUUGAAGUCGCUGGGCGACGGAUGCAAGGUGUGGUCCUCUAGUGCCCCGAAUCUGGGCAAGUCUCCCAAACAUGCCCCCAUGACCGCCGGCUUCUCUAGCCUCAAUGAAAUGGAGGAGCACUGUGAGCUGGAGGAGUCGCCCGGGUCUCUGAUGCCCCCAGAGCCCAGCAGUAACGGGUCUGUGGAGGAGGGAGGCCCCUCGUUGGGCGGGGCAGGGCCCGGGAUGGGGAGCGGGGUGGGUUACCAGGACUCUGUGCGGCGCUGCAGCCAGAGGAAGAAGAGUGACCUGCUGCUGCUUGGCUGUGCCUCCCUACUGGCCUCUGUAGGUCUGGGGCUGGACCUGCUACAGCUGGGGAGACUACAGGUCCAACAGGACGAGCAGGACCUUAGAGAGGAGCAGCGCAAGAAAAAGGACAGCAUUUUCCAGCGAACGGGUCGCUUCCGUCGCAGCACCUCUCCCCCGAGCCGCGCCCUGUCCCUCUCGCUGUCCCGCCGCCGCGACUCUACUCUCCCCUGCACGGACCCCUCUCCCUCCGUCACCCUCCUCUCCCUCUCCUCCCUCUCAGACUGCAACUCCACCAAAUCCCUCCUUCCCUCGGACCUUGAGGACUUGGCGUUGACCCCCGGAGUGGGCGUCUCCCUCCCUGCGGCGCCUCCCGUCCCCUCCGUUAACCCCCUCCUGGAUCUGAGGGCAGAGAGCUUCAAGAGGGAGCCCAACCAGUCCCUCACGCCCACCCACGUGUCUGCAACCAUGAACAGGGGGCACAGACGCACCCCCUCUGACGGGGCGAUACGCCCCCGCGCCCAAACCCUAGGGCACCGCAGGACCCCCUCGGACGGCAGCAUGCCCAUGCCGCCCCCGCCAGGGCCACCCACCCUCCCCCUACAUGCAGGUUACAGGGAGACCCUGGACAUCCCCCGACUCUCUGACCCCUCCAGCCUCUUCCCAAGGGUCCUCCGCCGCAAGGCCCCCGCUCCGCCUGUCCCUGUCCCGGUCCUGGAGCCCCUGACCAUCAUCAGCCCCUUGGAGAGGCCCAAGACCCUGGAGUUCGCCCCCCGGCCUCGGCCCACCCCAGCCAGGGUGCGACCGGACCCCUGGAAACUGGGCUCCCUGUCCAGGACCCUGAGCUCAUCCCCGGGCAGCAGCUGUGACAGUCCCCUGGGCUCUGGAGACAGCAGUGCCAGCACCGGCGCGGUCAGGCCCAACCUCAUGGACAUGGACGUGGAUGGACAGGAUCUGGACGGCACCGUGCCCCUGUGUGAACAGCACCAGGCUGCACAGCUCUGUGGACAGAACUACGGCUAAGCCACACUCUGCAACAUUACUGUAUAUGGGCAACACUACUCCUAGUGCACACUUCAAAGACUCCUUAGUACGCCCACUUUAUUCCUGGUAGCCAAUCCCUUUGCGAACAGUACUUCUCCUAGUGUCCACUCUGAAGCCCACUUGUGCGGGCUGUACCUCUCUCCUGGUGGUCACUCCUAAGCCUUGUGCCCUCCUAGUCUCAUAGUGCUCCUAGUACACACCCAAGCAUCCGGGACAGAACUUGUCUUAGUGUCCCUCCCAAAGCCGCCCAGUGUGGGACAACAUUCCUCUAAGUGACCACUCCGCAGCCUCUAGAGUCCAAACCUUUAGUGCCCUAGUGACCAGUGUGCCCUCCUAUCCUUCCGUAUAUAUUACCCGUCCUCCAAAAAGGAACAUGUAAGCCAUUACGCUUCUAGGCAGACACUUCUAAGUGCUCAUCUCUAUCCAUCAUUUCCUGUAGUAGGGACUCGUUCUGCUUCACCACUCCGUGGACUCUCUGCCUCUCUCGACACAGGUGUCAUGUCUGUCUCUGCUCUCUCCUUCCCCAAAGACUAGGGCUGAAGCUUCGCCAGCGGCCAACACUUCACACCUCUCAUCAGGGUUGGAAUCAUUGUACGCUGACUCUUGGGAGUGCCCUUGAAGUGUCCAUGUUAAUAGUUGUUUUGUGUGUGGGGGGGGGGGGGGGGGGGGGGGG
Molecule: messenger RNA, 6176 nt
Organism: Oncorhynchus mykiss (rainbow trout)
Lineage: Eukaryota; Metazoa; Chordata; Actinopteri; Salmoniformes; Salmonidae
Gene: map3k10
Product: mitogen-activated protein kinase kinase kinase 10
Biological process (GO): protein phosphorylation; positive regulation of apoptotic process
Molecular function (GO): JUN kinase kinase kinase activity; protein binding; ATP binding
Source: RefSeq, a predicted model, not a curated record